This is a messenger RNA of Scatophagus argus, 2205 nucleotides long. RefSeq names its product Ras-related GTP binding Cb (gene rragcb). The transcript has 7 exons. Gene Ontology annotation, cellular component: lysosome; Gtr1-Gtr2 GTPase complex; nucleus. Gene Ontology annotation, biological process: cellular response to amino acid stimulus; regulation of autophagy; positive regulation of TOR signaling. The record is from RefSeq and is a predicted model, not a curated record. Gene Ontology annotation, molecular function: GTP binding; GTPase activity. Bases 176 to 1309 code for a protein of 377 amino acids. NCBI's taxonomy places the organism in Eukaryota, Metazoa, Chordata, Actinopteri, Scatophagidae.
AAACACUACGGUCUCGCUGCUAGCCAAUUUAGCUUGCCAUGCUAGCUAGUUGUGAAAAUCAUCGACCACAACAUUGCAGUGCGGAUUAUUUAGCCACUUAACUACAAGUUCAAAUACUGACCGGCUUUAAGGUGGACAUAACUAAUAGAGAGGAUUCCAGGUUGUAAAAUAGAGGAUGUCUAUUCAGUAUGAGGAGCCUGCAUUAACCGGGAGUUACGAUGUUGUGGGUUCGUUUCCCAAAAGUUUUGGCUACGGGGUGGAGGAGCCAGACAUGGAGGAGAGCUCCUCAUCAGCUGACAAACCGAGGAUACUGCUGAUGGGACUGAGACGGAGUGGAAAGUCAUCCAUUCAGAAGGUCGUAUUCCACAAGAUGUCACCCAAUGAGACGCUGUUCCUCGAAAGCACCAACAAAAUCUACAAGGAUGACAUCUCCAGCAGCUCCUUUGUCAACUUCCAGAUCUGGGACUUUCCCGGCCAGGUGGACUUUUUCGACCCCACAUUUGACAGCGAGAUGAUCUUCAAAGGAACCGGCGCGUUGAUCUUUGUCAUUGACGCUCAGGACGACUACGUCGAGGCUCUUGGGCGGUUGCAUCUCACUGUGUCCAGAGCCUACAAAGUCAAUCCAGACAUCAACUUUGAGGUGUUCAUCCAUAAAGUAGACGGUCUCUCAGAUGACCACAAAAUAGAAACACAAAGAGACAUUCAUCAGAGGGCCAACGAUGAUCUGGCAGAUGCCAGCCUGGAGAAAGUACACCUCAGUUUCUACCUAACCAGCAUCUAUGACCACUCCAUAUUCGAGGCCUUCAGUAAAGUCGUCCAGAAGCUCAUUCCUCAGCUGCCGACGCUGGAGAACCUGUUGAACAUUUUCAUCUCUCAUUCUGGCAUCGAGAAAGCCUUCCUGUUUGAUGUUGUUAGUAAGAUUUACAUCGCCACAGACAGCUCUCCUGUUGACAUGCAGUCCUACGAACUCUGCUGCGAUAUGAUAGAUGUUGUCAUUGAUGUCUCCUGCAUUUACGGGCUAAUGCAGGAUGGCAGCGGCUGUGCCUAUGACAAGGAGUCUUUGGCUAUCAUCAAGCUCAACAACACUACAGUCCUUUAUUUGAAAGAGGUCACCAAGUUCCUCGCACUCGUCUGCAUCCUCAGAGAGGAGAGUUUUGAGAGGAAAGGUUUGAUUGAAUACAAUUUCCAUUGUUUCCGAAAAGCCAUCCACGAAGUGUUUGAAGUUGGCACCUCGCCGCAAGUCGUCAGCUCGUCCAGCAAGAGCCUGACAGGCCUGAAGUACGCCGCACUGAACGGGAGUGCCGUUUAAAGGGCGAUGAUGGUGAGACGAGGGACGAGUGUGAGUUUACCUAAAGUGCACGAUGAAAUAAUAAUGGAAGCACGCGUGCCUGCUGUCCGUCACACGUUGCCUUUACUGAGUGAAACUGAAUGUGAAUCAGUUGGAGACGCUGAGCUGCAGCUGAUGAACUGAACUCAGAAAACUGAACUGAAAAUGGACUAAAUGUGAGCUGAAUCUGUACAGUCUCACAGGUGACAUAUGCCAAACAAAAAAAAAACAAAAAAGGAAAAAAAACAACAGUGGUACCUACUUUCUGCACAUCAUUUAUCUGUAUUGAAAUGUCUAAGAAUUCUGUCAGCUGUGUUUACCUUCUCGGCCAGUUAAUUCCGUGUACUUUCGCGACAUAAAACUCAACGGAUUUAAGCUCAAACUUUAUUUCCAGUAGCCUCACUUUCUCUGCAACAGUACAAACUUCUUUCAUGUUCCUGCUCAUUUUACCUUGCAAUACCGAUUGCUGUAGGUGGAUUGAAACCCGUGUAUGGAGGGAAAGCACAGUGUUUGUUUCUACAGUGUGUUGAUAAUGACUCAUGUGACCAGUGCUCUGCUCAGGAUCUCCACAGACCAGAACUGUGCCAGUUACGCCAUUAGAGUCUUGGUGGGUCAGCAGAAGGGGCGACAGCAUGUUGGUCUUAAUGGAGUCUGGAAAUAAGUGAUGAUGCUUUUCCCUUUGGACAACCUGCCGUGCCUGCUGACAGCUGACUUCUUGUAGCUUCAUGACUGUUUUGACCAAAUUUACGCUACGCAGCGAUUCAGUUUUCUUUUUGGCGUGAGUGUUGAGUCUGGCCUGAAUGAUGUUUCAGGGAACCCGAGUGUUUGUUUAUUUUAUUGUACAUAAUUCUUUAAUAAAAUAAAUAAAGUAUGUUUCA